This is a messenger RNA of Vicia faba (fava bean), 480 nucleotides long. Lineage: Eukaryota; Viridiplantae; Streptophyta; Magnoliopsida; Fabales; Fabaceae. The record is from the annotation of a GenBank genome assembly.
AUGGUGCUCUCUGGUAAGCUUAUUACUGAACUUGGUAUCAAAACACCCGCUGAAAGGUUUUACAAACUAUUUGCGGAAGAACUUCACGAGGUGCAAGUCCAUUGUGAAAGAGUUCAUCAUACCAAACUCCAUGAAGGUGAAGACUGGCAUCACACUGAUACUGUUAAACACUGGACUUAUGUCAUAGAUGGUGAGGUACACACAAGCUACGAUAGUGUUGAAGAAGUUGAUGAAGAGAACAAAAAGAACAGUUGGAAGUUAUUUGGUGGAGAUAUUGGUAAACACUAUAAGGUCUUUAAGCUCACCCUUCAAGUAACUGAUAAAGCUGAUGAUGGCACUGCUGUUGCUAAAUGGACGAUAGAAUAUGAGAAAAUCAACGAGGAUAUUGACCCUCCAAAUGGAUGGAUGGACUACCUUAACCAAUGCACUAGAGAUGUUGAUGCUCAUCUUUCCAAAGCAAGAGCCGCUCGAAAAGAUUAA